AUUUACUGAAACCAGUAAGUAAGCUGACCCACUUGACCUCGCUGCAUCUAGGAAAUUCAUCUUUUUCUCAACAUAAUUUCAACUUUCAGAACGGGAUAGUUCCUCUUCUAAAGAAUUUAUCCUCUCUGCUCAACCUUACCCUGGAGAAGAUAAACCGUGUAGAUGUACUGCAAUUAGGGGACCUCUGCCCUAAACUAAAAUACCUAAAAUUAACCUGUAUUGGCUCCUUUCUUCCAGUUUUUAACCCUGGUCGAGAAUAUUUUGUUAACUUGGAGGAACUGAUAAUUCUGAAUACAAGGGGAGCACAUCUUUAUACAAAGACCAUAAUGCAACUUCUUUCAACAGCAUUCAAAAUACAACAUUUAAGGUUCCAGUUUGUUGAUACUUUGAAUGACCAGGUUUGGUUUGAUAUACUUGAAAUAAACCCGUUAACUAAUAUCAAGAGUUUGGUGUUUGAUCAGUGCCACAGUAUCUCGAUAUUCAGCUUGGAUACUUUAAUAUCCAGGAAUAACGAGCUGGAUGAGCUGAGUGUCUGGUCCUGCAGAUUCAUCAUGGAUGAGGACAAGGAUACAGUCCUAAACCUUCUCAGGAUGGAGAACUUCUCUACAAGGUUCAGCUGGUAUCCGUAUACAGGAGAGGAGGCUCCAAUACCUCUAGAAGAUAUAGAGGAUAUAGAUGAUACAGAGGAGGAGGAGGAGCAGGAAGAUGAGGAUGAAGUUCCAGAUUUCAUGAACUAUUGGAACAAUGUUCCAAGCUUUGGAAACAGACAGAUGAAUGAAUUUAACCUGGAUUAGAUGAAAUAAAAUAAAAAAUGGUUUAAAUUUUG
This is a messenger RNA of Eurytemora carolleeae, 826 nucleotides long. RefSeq lists its product as uncharacterized. NCBI's taxonomy places the organism in Eukaryota, Metazoa, Arthropoda, Copepoda, Calanoida, Temoridae. Gene Ontology annotation, cellular component: SCF ubiquitin ligase complex. The record is from RefSeq and is a predicted model, not a curated record. Gene Ontology annotation, biological process: SCF-dependent proteasomal ubiquitin-dependent protein catabolic process.